ACAACAUCGACGACGGCCUUGUGGAUAGCAGCUACGGCGCGAUAUAGGAGUACUACGGCUACGGACGCGCACACUCCACCUAGAUCACCGCCCAAGCGACAGCCACGAUGGGAAACAACCCACUGCUUGACAUCUGUCAGGCCCUGCUCGGCAUCUUCUGCGGCAACAACAACCAGCAGAACCAGCAGCAGGGGCAGCAGUACAACCAGCAGCAGGGCCAGGGCCAGCAGCAGUGGAACCAGUACCCCGCGCAGCAGCAGCCUCAGUGGAACCAGGCGCCGGGGCAAGGCGCAUGGCAGGGGCAGCCGGGCCAGCAGCAGCAGCAACAGCAGAACAACUACCCUCCCGGCAGCGGGGCAUGGAACAACAAUAACCAGCAGCAUGGUGGCCAGCAGCAGCAGCAGCAUGGCAAGCCGCACGGUGGCAUGAACCAGGACCAGGCAAAUGCCACCAACGCGCAGUACACCCAGUGGCGGAAUGACGCGCGGCGCGAGGGCGACCAGGCGCACAAGGCGUUUGCCGACUCGCAGAACGCGUACAAGUCUGGCGACGGAGCGCGCGCAAAACAGCUCAGCGAGCAGGGAAAGCAGCACCAGGCCAACCAGCAGAGACUAGACGGCCAGGCGUCGGACUGGAUCUUCAGAGAGAACAACAAGACGCAGCCCCACGGCACGAUCGACCUGCACGGCCUGUAUGUCAAGGAGGCGAUCGAGCGGGUGGAAAGCGCGAUCGCGGACGGGCAGCGCUCUGGCGCGCAGGAGCUGCGCGUGAUUACCGGCAAGGGCAUCCAUUCGCAGAACCACCAGGCGAAGAUCAAGCCUGCGGUGGAGCAGCUGAUGCAGAAGUACAACCUCGCGGCCGAGAUCGACCCGCGCAAUACCGGCGUGCUCGUCGUCUACCUCCAGGGCGGAGGCGGAUCGGGCGGCGGUCGGACGCGCGACGCCGGCGGCCUGGUGGACCAGAUCCAGCGGGGUAACCAGGACUGUGUGAUCAUGUAGAGAGCGUAGGCGCGAUACACGCCUG
Vanrija pseudolonga is the source of this 1023-nucleotide messenger RNA. It is a transcript of the gene YPL199C, whose product is annotated as Smr domain-containing protein. The coding region runs from base 108 to 998 and encodes 296 amino acids. Lineage: Eukaryota; Fungi; Basidiomycota; Tremellomycetes; Trichosporonales; Trichosporonaceae. The record is from RefSeq and is a predicted model, not a curated record. The transcript is spliced from 6 exons.